This is a messenger RNA of Pseudopipra pipra, 6338 nucleotides long. RefSeq names its product host cell factor 1-like. Gene Ontology annotation, cellular component: histone methyltransferase complex. NCBI's taxonomy places the organism in Eukaryota, Metazoa, Chordata, Aves, Passeriformes, Pipridae. The record is from RefSeq and is a predicted model, not a curated record. Gene Ontology annotation, biological process: regulation of DNA-templated transcription; chromatin remodeling. Gene Ontology annotation, molecular function: transcription coactivator activity; protein binding.
GGGGUGACCCGUCCGUGCCCCCCCAGACUCGAUGUCGUGGGAGCCGCUGGUGCUGGAGACGCUGGAGGACAACGUGCCCCGCGCCCGCGCCGGGCACUGCGCCGUGGCCAUCGCCACCCGCCUCUACAUCUGGAGCGGCAGGGACGGCUACAGGAAGGCCUGGAACAACCAGGUGUGCUGCAAGGACCUCUGGUACCUGGAGACAGAGCGCCCCCCCGCCCCGGGCCGGGUGCAGCUGGUCCGUGCCAACACGACGUCGCUGGAGGUGAGCUGGGGCGCGGUGCCCACGGCCGACUCGUACCUGCUGCAGCUCCAGAAGUACGAGCUGCCCGCCGCCCCCGCGCCCGCCCCCGUGCCCUCGGUGCCCGCCAACCCCCCCAAGAGCCCCGCGCCCGCCGCCCCCGCGCCCCCCCCGGCGCCCCCCGCGCUGCCCCCCCCCGCCCCCGUGGGGCUGACGCUGCUGCCGCCGCCCCCCCCGCCCGCCACCGCCGCCCCCCAGAACCCCCCCAAUCCCCCCCCGGCCGCGGGGGGGGCGGCGGGGGGCGUGGGGGGGGCCGUGGGAGGGGUCGCGGGGGCGGCGGCCGCCCCCCCCAGCACCACCCUGCAGGUGCUGCCCGCCGGGACCCCCCCGGGACCACCCGGCACGGCCGGGGCGGCGAGGGCACCCGGGGUGCCGGCGGUGCUGAAGGUGACGGGUCCCCCCGCGGCGGCCGCGGGGCCCCCCCUGGUCACCGUGCGCUCGGCGGGGCCCGGCAAGGCCCCGGUGACGGUGACGUCCCUGCCCGCGGGCGUCAGGAUGGUGGUGCCCACCCAGAGCCCCCAGGGCACGGUGAUCGGCAGCAGCCCUCAGAUGAGCGGCAUGGCCGCCCUGGCAGCCGCCGCCGCCGCCACCCAGAAGAUCCCUCCGGCGUCGGCGCCCACCGUGCUCAGCGUCCCCGCGGGGGCCACCAUCGUCAAGACGGUGGCCGUGACCCCCGGGGCCACCACCCUGCCCGCCACCGUCAAGGUGGCCUCGUCACCCGUCAUGGUGAGUAACCCGGCCACGCGGAUGCUGAAGACGGCGGCGGCCCAGGUGGGCACGGCGGGGGCCGGGCCCCCGUCCAGCACGGCGGCCACGCGGCCCAUCAUCACCGUGCACAAAUCCGGCACCGUCACCGUGGCACAGCAGGCACAGGUCGUCACCACCGUCGUGGGCGGCGUCACCAAGACCAUCACCCUCGUCAAGAGCCCCAUCUCCGUGCCGGGGGGCAGCGCCCUGAUCUCCAACCUGGGCAAGGUGAUGUCGGUGGUGCAGACGAAGCCGGUGCAGAGCUCGGCUGUCACAGGACAGGCAUCCAGCGGGCCUGUCACCCAGAUCAUCCAGACCAAGGGGCCUCUCCCCGCCGGGACCAUCCUGAAGCUGGUGACGUCGGGGGAGGGGAAGCCCACCACCAUCCUGACCACCACGCAGGCGGGGGCGGGGGGGGCCAAGCCCCCCACCAUCCUGGGCAUCAGCAGCGUGUCCCCCAGCACCACCAAGCCCGGGACCACCACCAUCAUCAAAACCAUCCCCAUGUCGGCCAUCAUCACCCAGUCGGGGGCUACCGGGGUGACGAGCAGCCCCGGGAUCAAGUCGCCCAUCACCAUCAUCACCACCAAGGUGAUGACGUCGGGCACUGGCACCCCCGCCAAGAUCAUCACGGCCGUGCCCAAGCUGGGGGGGGACACGGGGCAGCAGGGGGUCACUCAGGUGGUGCUGAAAGGGGCCCCGGGGCAGCCGGGCACGAUCCUGCGCACGGUGCCCAUGGGGGGGGUCCGGCUGGUCACCCCCGUCACCGUCUCGGCCGUGAAGCCCACGGUGACCACCCUGGUGGUCAAGGGCACCACUGGUGUGACGACGCUGGGCACGGUGACCGGGACGGUGUCCACCAGCCUGGCGGGGGGCGCGGGGGGUCACAGCGCCACGGCCUCGCUGGCCACGCCCAUCACCACCCUGGGCACCAUCGCCACCCUGUCCAGCCAGGUCCUGAACCCCGCGGCCAUCACGGCCACCGCCGCCGGGGGGGGGCUGGGCACCCCCACCAUCACCAUGCAGCCCGUGUCCCAGCCCACGCAGGUGACCCUGAUCACGACGCCCAGCGGGGUCGAGGCCCAGCCCGUCCACGACCUGCCCGUGUCCAUCCUGGCCUCGCCCACGGCCGAGGGGCCGGCGGCGUCGGGGGGGCUCCCCGAGCCCACCCCCCCCGAGGGCGGGGGGGGCACCCCCGGCACCGUCACCCUGGUGUGCUCCAACCCCCCCUGCGAGACCCACGAGACGGGCACCACCAACACGGCCACCACCAGCCUGGUGGCCAACGUGGGGGGGGUGGGGGGGGGGCUCCCGGCCGCGACCCCCCCCCCAGCUCCAACUGCUCUGCGAGGGGGGGGGGGCCCGAGGGCGGGGGGGGGCACGACCCGGGCCUGCUCCAACCCCCCCUGCGAGACCCACGAGACGGGCACCACCAACACCCCCACGGCGGCGGGGGGGGGGCCCUGCCCCACCCGGCAGACGGCGGCCACCGGCACCACCAUGACGGCGCGGCUGUGCCGGGACCCCCCCGCCGACGGCGCCGCGUGCCAAACCCCCCCCGGGACGGGGGCAGAGGAGACCCCUCCCCAGCAACCGCCACCGUGCCAAACCCCCCCCUCCUGGGGCGCCCCCGGCGCCAACCCCCCCCGCGAGACCCCCGAGACGGGCACGACCAGCGCGGCCACCACCACCGCGGCGGGGGCCACCAGGACCCCCCAGAGCCCGGGGGCUGCCGCCGGCGGGGGGGGCUCCAGGCUCUGCUCCAACCCCCCCUGCGAGACCCACGACACCGGGACCACCAGCACGGCCACCACCGUGGCCUCGAGGCUCUGCUCUAAUCCUCCAUGUGAGACCCAUGAGACGGGGACGACAAACACGGUGACAACCACGGGCUCCAGGCUCUGCUCCAACCCCCCCUGCGAGACCCAUGAGACGGGCACCACCAACACGGUGACCACCACGGGGUCAAGGCUCUGCUCCAACCCUCCAUGUGAGACCCAUGAAACGGGGACGACAAACACGGUGACCACCACGGGGUCAAGGCUCUGCUCCAACCCCCCGUGUGAGACCCAUGAGACGGGGACAACCAACACGGUGACCACCACGGGCUCCAGGCUCUGCUCCAACCCCCCGUGUGAGACUCAUGAGACGGGGGACGACAAACACGUGACAACCACGGGGUCAAGGCUCUGCUCCAACCCCCCCUGCGAGACCCAUGAGACGGGCACCACCAACACGGUGACCACCACGGGGUCAAGGCUCUGCUCCAACCCUCCAUGUGAGACCCAUGAAACGGGGACGACAAACACGGUGACCACCACGGGGUCAAGGCUCUGCUCCAACCCCCCGUGUGAGACCCAUGAGACGGGGACAACCAACACGGUGACCACCACGGGCUCCAGGCUCUGCUCCAACCCCCCGUGUGAGACUCAUGAGACGGGGACGACAAACACGGUGACAACCACGGGGUCAAGGCUCUGCUCCAACCCCCCCUGUGAGACCCACGAGACGGGGACGACAAACACAGUGACAACCACGGGGUCAAGGCUCUGCUCUAAUCCUCCCUGUGAGACCCAUGAAACGGGCACCACCAACACGGUGACCACCACGGGGUCAAGGCUCUGCUCUAACCCUCCAUGUGAGACCCACGAAACAGGGACAACCAACACGGUGACGACGGCGGGGUCAAGGCUCUGCUCUAACCCUCCAUGUGAGACCCACGAGACGGGCACCACCAACACGGUGACAACCACGGGGUCAAGGCUCUGCUCCAACCCUCCAUGUGAGACCCAUGAAACAGGCACCACCAACACGGCCACCACCGUGUCCUCGAGGCUCUGCUCCAACCCCCCCUGUGAGACCCACGAGACGGGCACCACCAGCACGGCCACCACCACCACGGCCAGCACGAGCCCCCCCUGCGAGCCCCCCGGCCCGGGGACGGUGGUGACGCCCCGCCCGUGCUCCAACCCCCCCUGCGAGACCCACGAGACGGGCACCACCAACACGGUGACCACCACGGGCUCCAGGCUCUGCUCCAACCCCCCCUGUGAGACCCACGAGACGGGCACCACCAACACGGCCACCACCACCACGGCCAGCGCGGGCUCCCGGCCCCGGGACGCCGCCGGUGCCACCGGUGCCACGGGAGGGGGGUCCCAGCCCUGCUCCAACCCCCCCUGCGAGACCCACGAGACCGGGACCACCAGCACGGCCACCACGGCCACGGCCGGGGGGGGCGCAGGGCUCGCCCCCCCGCUUGCCAGACCCACCAGACCGCGGCCACCGGCACCACCACGACGGCCACGGCGGCCACCGGGGGGGGGGGGGCUCGGGGGCCCCCCCGGCAGCCCCCCCCGCGCCUGCUCCAACCCCCCCUGCGAGACCCACGAGACGGGGACGACGGCCACGGCCACCACGGUGACGGCCAGCAUGGGGGCCAGCCAAGACCCCCCCCCACCGGCUGCCAAUGGGCAGGGGGAGCCUGAGGGAGCCCCCCAGGGCGAGGGGGGAGCCCCCCCCGGGACCCCCAGCCCCGGCCCCAGCGGCGCCGGGACCCCCCAGCCCCGGGCGGUCACUACGGUCACUCAGUCCACGCCCGCGCCCGGACCCGCCGUGCCGACCAUCUCCUCGCUGACCGAGUCGCCCCCGGCGCCCCCCGAGACCCCCCCCCACCGCCACCCCCACCCCCCCCGGAGACCCCCAACCCGCCCCCAGACCCCCCCCUCCGGCCCCUCCCCGUCCCCCCCGGCCCCCACCCCCACCCCCCCCGGCCGCCCCCCCCGCGCCCCCCACCCCGCGGGCGCCGCCCCCCCCCCCCUCGGGGUCCCCGGAGCCGCUGGCCGUGGUGGUCCUGCCGCCCGGCCCCGGCGAGGGGGGGGGGCCGGCGAGGGGCUGGCGCUGCCCCCCGAGCUGCUGGCCGAGGCGGGGGGCGCGGGGGGCCCCCCCGGGCUGACCCCCGAGGAGUUGGCGGUGACGGCGGCGGCCGAGGCGGCGGCGGCGGCGGCGGCGAGCGAGGAGGCCCAGGCGCAGGCCUUGGCCAUCCAGGCCGUGCUGCAGGCGGCCCAGCAGGCCGUCAUGGGGAGCUCGGAGCCCCUGGAGCCGGGGGAGCCCGGGGGGGGCCCCCCUGAGCUGGGGGCUCUGGGGGCCGAGGGCGGGGGGCCCGCGGGGGGGGCCCUGCCCCUGGUGCUCACCCAGCAGGAACUGGCGGCGCUGGUGCAGCAGCAGCAGCAACUGGCCGAGGCCGGGGCCCCCCCCGCCGCCCCCCAGGCCCCCCCCACCCCCACGGCACCCCCCCAGACCCCCCCGGCCGCCCCCCACCUGCCCACCGAGGCCUUGGCGCCCGCCGACAGCCUCAACGACCCCGCGGGCGACGCCAACGGGCUGGGAGAGCUGGGGACCCCCGGGGGGGCACCCACGGCCCUGCUGCCCCCCCCCGGAGAUGGCCUGGCCCCCUCGAGCGCCUUCGUGGCCCCCCCGGGCCCGGCGGUCGCCCCCAGCCCCGCCAAGCUCCAGGCGGCCGCCGCCCUGGCCGAGGUGGCCAACGGCAUCGAGAGCGCCCCGGCGAAGCCGGAGUCGGGGGUGCAGCCCCCCAAGGCGCUGCCCAAGAAGGAGAACCAGUGGUUCGACGUGGGCGUCAUCAAGGGCACCACCAUGAUGGUCACACACUACUUCCUGCCCCCCGAGGAUGCCCCGCCCCCCGACGAGGAGGGCUCGGGGAUCCCGGACCACUCCCAGCUGCGGCGCCAGGAGCUGCAGCCGGGCACGGCCUACAAGUUCCGCGUGGCCGGGCUGAACGCCUGCGGGCGCGGGCCCUUCUCCGAGCUGUCGGCCUUCAAAACCUGCCUGCCCGGCUUCCCCGGCGCCCCCUGCGCCAUCAAGAUCAGCAAGAGCCCGGACGGGGCCCACCUGACGUGGGAGCCGCCGUCGGUGACGUCGGGGCGCAUCGCCGAGUACUCGGUGUACUUGGCCAUCCAGGGGGGCCCCGGGGGCGCCCGAGGCGCGGGGGGGGCCCAGCUGGCCUUCAUGAGGGUCUACUGCGGGCCCAGCCCCUCGUGCCUCGUGCCCGCCUCCAGCCUGGCCAGCGCCCACAUCGACCACACCACCAAACCCGCCAUCAUCUUCCGCAUCGCCGCCCGCAACGACAAGGGCUACGGCCCCGCCACCCAGGUGCGGUGGCUGCAAGAGUCCAGCAAGGACGGAUCCGCCGGGAAACCCAGCAGCAAACGGCCCCUGGCGUCCCCCGACCUGUGAGUGAGGGGGGGGCUUUGGGGGGGCUCCUCGGGGGGGC